Molecule: messenger RNA, 1053 nt
Organism: Cuculus canorus (common cuckoo)
Lineage: Eukaryota; Metazoa; Chordata; Aves; Cuculiformes; Cuculidae
Gene: SYF2
Product: SYF2 pre-mRNA splicing factor
Exons: 7
Coding region: 39-827 (262 amino acids)
Cellular component (GO): Prp19 complex; catalytic step 2 spliceosome; post-mRNA release spliceosomal complex
Source: RefSeq, a predicted model, not a curated record
GGCGCGCGGGCCGGAAGUGGAGUUAUUGCUCGGUGGCGAUGGCGGCGGCGGUGUCGGCGCAGGUUGCUCUGCUGCCUCCCGAUCCCGACGGCGGGGGCUCCUCGGGCUCGGAGGAUGACGCCCGGCCCGGCCCGGCGGCGGCAGAGGCGGAGGGAACGGCGGCGGCGGCGGCGGCGCAGAAGCGGGAGGAGCGGUUGCGCAAGUUCCGCGAGCUCCACAUGAAGCGGAAUGAAGCACGCAAGCUGAAUCACCAAGAAGUGGUGGAAGAAGAUAAAAGACUUAAGUUGCCAGCAAACUGGGAAGCCAAAAAAGCUCGGCUGGAGUGGGAGCUGAAGGUGGAGGAGAAGAAGAAGGAAUGUGCAGCGAGAGGAGAAGACUACGAGCAAGUUAGGCUGCUGGAGAUCAGUGCUGAGGAUGCGGAGAGAUGGGAAAGGAAAAGGAAGAGGAAAAAUCCAGAUCUGGGUUUUUCAGAUUAUGCAGCUGCCCAGCUGCGCCAAUACCAGCGGCUGACCCGGCAGAUCAAACCUGACCUGGAGCAGUACGAGAAGCUGAAGGAGCAGUACGGUGAAGCACUUUAUCCCACCUCCAACAGCCUUAUCCACGGAACUCACGUGCCAUCAAAGGAGGGGAUCGAUAGAAUGGUGGCAGACCUUGAAAAACAGAUUGAAAAGCGUGAGAAGUACAGCCGGAGGCGCCCGUACAACGACGAUGCUGACAUCGACUACAUCAAUGAGAGGAACGCCAAGUUCAACAAGAAGGCAGAGAGGUUCUACGGGAAGUACACGGCUGAGAUCAAACAGAACCUGGAGAGAGGAACAGCUGUCUGAGACAUCUUCCCCGGCAAAGCACAUGCCCCAGCCCUGCCUCUGCAGCAAGGAUAGCGGGGGGGGCAAUUCUAAAGUGUGUCAAAUACUUUGUAGACUGCAUUAAUUUGCAAAAUCAAUACUAUGUUUAAUGUAAUAAAAGUGAUUUGCAUAGCACCUUUGUACAUAGCUUCUACAUGUAGAAUAAGCUCUUAUGGAUCCAGUUUGAAUAAAACUUUUCUUCAUUCUC